AUGGUGUUGGCGACGGGCGCGGCGGUCGGUGUCCUGGCGUCGGCCUACUACCUGGGGUCGUCGCCCCUGUUGGCGGUGGACGAGACCAAGGGCGCUCCGAUCGACAAGGACGCCAACUGGAAGGAGAAGUGGCGCGCGAGGUACAACGACAAGAUCAAGAACUGGUCCACCCCCGAGAAGAUCUUCAACGUCUUCGCCACUGUGCGCAAGAAUGGCGAGUCCUUCAUGACGGUGGAGGACUUCUGCGAUGCCAUCCUGCCGGCCGACCACCGCCCGCCCAGCGAGAAGGGCAAGAUCAAGAGGAUCCCCGACUUCAUCCGCUUCGCCGAUCUGGAUGGUGACGAGCUGAUCUCGUUCGGCGAGUACAGCUUCUUCACCACCCUGCUCAGUCUGCCCGAGGAGCACCUCAAGGUCGCCUUCCAGAUGUUCGAUCUCGACGGCAGCGGCGCCAUCUCGAAGCAGGAGUUCAGGAAGGUGCUCCGCGUCCUUCGCAAGGAGUCUCCGCUGGGCUCGCAGCAGACCACGCACAAGAAGGAGGUGGAGAAGUCGGGCAUCUACGCGCACUUCUUCGGGCUCGACGGCAAGAAGGAGCUGACCUACACCGAGUUCGAGAACUUCAUCAAGAGCCUCCACCAGGGCGUCCUGCAGCUCGAGUUCGAUCGCUACGACUCCAAGGGCGAAGGCAAGAUCACCGCACGCGCGUUUGGCAUGUCGGUGAUCGGCUACGUCGACCCGAAGGACCUGCCCUCGUUCCUGACCAGGGUCGAGUCGCUCGACAACCGGAAGGGUGAACUGAGCUUUGAGGACUUUGUCAACUUCAACAGAGCCCUCAAGAAGCUGCCCGAGAUCGGUCUCGCCGUCAAGCUCUACGCCCAGGGCGACUUCGGCAGGGCUGUGAAGGCCAUCUCUGGCGUCGACCUUAAGCCCGUGCAGAUCGAUGUCAUCUACCACGUGCUCGACAAGGACGGCAAUGGCAAGCUCGAUCACAACGAGCUGGUGGAAGUCAUGGCCAAGAGGGUGGAGAAGGGUAUGGCGCACCACAGGGACGUGGGCGUGGCUCGCUUCGUCAACUGCCUCGUGACGUGCUGCUCGCGCAAGGCGCUCUAA
This is a messenger RNA of Acanthamoeba castellanii str. Neff, 1107 nucleotides long. RefSeq names its product Calciumbinding atopy-related autoantigen 1, putative. Bases 1 to 1107 code for a protein of 368 amino acids. The record is from RefSeq and is a predicted model, not a curated record. The transcript has 9 exons. NCBI's taxonomy places the organism in Eukaryota, Discosea, Longamoebia, Acanthamoebidae. Gene Ontology annotation, molecular function: calcium ion binding. Gene Ontology annotation, biological process: mitochondrial calcium ion homeostasis; calcium import into the mitochondrion. Gene Ontology annotation, cellular component: uniplex complex.